GGCGAUGAGCACUUUGCAGAGACCAGCUACUACUUCGAGGGCGGCCUGCGCAAAGUGCGGCCCUAUUACUUUGACUUCCGAACCUACUGCAAAGGCCGCUGGGUGGGCCGCAGCUUGCUGCACGUCUUCAGUACCGAGUUCCGAGCCCAGCCCUUGGCCUACUACGAGGCCGCGGUCCGAGCGGGGCGCCUGCGCCUUAACGAGGAGCCGGUCCAAGACCUCAGCAUCGUGCUCAAGGACAAUGACUUCUUGCGGAACACAGUGCACAGGCAUGAGCCACCAGUCACGGCAGAGCCUAUCCGCCUGCUGGCUGAGAGUGAAGACAUGGUGGUUGUAGACAAGCCCUCUUCCAUUCCUGUCCACCCCUGUGGCCGCUUCCGGCACAACACGGUGAUCUUCAUCCUGGGCAAGGAGCACCAACUUAAGGAGCUACACCCACUGCAUCGGCUCGACCGCCUUACCUCGGGGGUCCUCAUGUUUGCCAAGACAGCAGCUGUUUCAGAGAGAAUACAUGAGCAAGUUCGGGACCGGCAGCUGGAAAAGGAGUAUGUCUGCCGGGUGGAGGGGGAGUUCCCCUCCGAGGAAGUGACCUGCAAGGAACCCAUCUUGGUAGUGUCUUACAAGGUAGGGGUGUGCCGCGUAGAUACUCGGGGCAAACCCUGUGAGACGGUGUUCCAGAGACUGAGCUACAACGGCCACUCCAGUGUGGUGCGGUGUCGGCCGCUCACAGGUCGCACUCACCAGAUCCGAGUCCACCUCCAGUUCCUGGGCCACCCCAUCCUUAAUGACCCCAUCUACAACUCAGGGGCCUGGGGCCCCUCCCGGGGCCGAGGUGGCCACAUUCCCAAGACAGAUGAGGAACUGCUGCGGGACCUGGUUGCAGAACACCAAGCCAAACAGAGCCUGGACGUGCUGGAUCUCUGUGAAGGUGAUCUGUCCCCAGGACUCACAGACUCUACAGCUCCCUCCUCAGAGCUGGGCAAGGACCACCUAGAAGACUUGGCUGCAUCUGCUCAGAAGAUGGGUGGAGUACUUGAGGCAGCCCCUCAGGAUCUGGACACAAAGGCCCUGGCACCAGGGAAUGCAGCUGAAACAGAUGUUGUGAAUCAAGAAAUAGACCCCCUCUGUGCAGAGUGCCGACUGGUGCGACAGGACCCCUUGCCCCAGGACCUUGUGAUGUUUCUGCACGCCCUGCGCUAUAAAGGGCCAGGUUUUGAGUACUUUUCACCCAUGCCUACCUGGGCACAGGAUGACUGGCAAGAGGACUGAGAGCUGUGGCCUAUGGCGGGAUUACUUCUUGGGUUGGAAGAAGCCAUGGAGUAGGAACUGACCUCAUUCAGCUGGUACUCAAUGUUUCUAUAAGGAGUAAAGUUGGGCACUUAAAGGAACUGCUUAUACUUGCUACCUCCAGCUAGUUUGGGAACUUUUGGUUUGUAAAUGUAUACCUUUUGCUUAUACCUUA
Myotis brandtii (Brandt's bat) is the source of this 1462-nucleotide messenger RNA. It is a transcript of the gene RPUSD2, whose product is annotated as RNA pseudouridylate synthase domain containing 2. The transcript is spliced from 3 exons. NCBI's taxonomy places the organism in Eukaryota, Metazoa, Chordata, Mammalia, Chiroptera, Vespertilionidae. The record is from RefSeq and is a predicted model, not a curated record. Gene Ontology annotation, molecular function: pseudouridine synthase activity; RNA binding. Gene Ontology annotation, biological process: pseudouridine synthesis. The annotation marks the transcript as partial.